AUGAUCGGGAGGGCGAGCAAACUCGGCAGAGAUGGAAAAACCUGGUGGAGGCAGGAGGCGUCGACUCCCCAGCAUCACCUGAAGAACUGGAAGGUAUCCCACAAGGCUGUGGAGACGGGCCCUCUAUAGGCUAAAAGACACAGACACUAUUUCCAUGUCAAAGAGCCGAUGGAACAGGACGGAUCAGCUUUCAGUUCCCACAAUGUGAUGCUGUGGGUGAUGGCAGCAUUGCUGACACUUGUGGAAGACGUGUUUUCUGAGGAGGACAACAAAGAAGCCCAGUCAGACCUCCGGCGUGUCCUCAGGCAGCCCUCAUUGUCUCCUGCCGAGGAUCUGGAACGGGACAGCAGGGUCCACACACCCUGGUCUAAAGCCCUCGAAGAGUGGUCACUGAUGCAGGAAGAGGAAAUCCAGCAGAACAGAUGGCGGCGCUCCACUCGCGACCCAAACUUGCCCAGAACGUCACGGAGGAACCGCAAGAAAACCAAGGGCAGUCACGACUGCCACCUGGAGAGGAAGCAGAUACGCGUGCGGGACCUCGGCCUUGGCUAUGAAUCGGACGAGAUAGUCCUCUUUAAGUACUGCGUUGGCACAUGCCACGGCUCCCGCAAGAACUACGACCUGGCCUUGAAGGCUCUGAUGGACAGCGGGAGCAUCUCCGGAAAGAAGGUCAGCGGUCAACCCUGCUGUCGGCCUACCCGUUAUGAGACUGUGUCCUUCAUGGACUACCAGACUACCUGGCAGACAAUUAAGUGGCUCUCGGCGGCCAACUGCAGCUGUGUUGGCUGA
Molecule: messenger RNA, 789 nt
Organism: Anoplopoma fimbria (sablefish)
Lineage: Eukaryota; Metazoa; Chordata; Actinopteri; Perciformes; Anoplopomatidae
Product: neurturin
Molecular function (GO): glial cell-derived neurotrophic factor receptor binding; growth factor activity; receptor tyrosine kinase binding
Source: RefSeq, a predicted model, not a curated record